Molecule: messenger RNA, 2948 nt
Organism: Rana temporaria (common frog)
Lineage: Eukaryota; Metazoa; Chordata; Amphibia; Anura; Ranidae
Exons: 2
Coding region: 856-2883 (675 amino acids)
Source: RefSeq, a predicted model, not a curated record
AAUGGAUAUUCCAAGACUCCUCCACAGCAGGGUUACACCAGCAGUUCCCGUGACUCGAUGGGUAGCACAGGGGCCCCCUCCUCACUGUCCGGUGGUGACAUGUAUGGAUAUUCUGGGGUCGAUUUCCUAAAAUCUGGGGCAGCUCUGCAUAGUAGCCAAUCAACUUCCAACUUCAGCUUUGAUGAUAAAACCUGGAAGCCGAUUGGCUACUAUGCAGAGCGGCACCAGAUUUUAGGAAAUCAACCCCAGAAUGUCCUAAAUCUGUUAUCUCAUGAACCAAUAGCCUUCAGACUAGAAGCGUGCCAAACCCUCCCUUUUCUGUCCCAAACUUGUGCCAAAUUUCUUGUUAGUGACUUCUGGGGUGAAGGGAUACAACACGUCACCAACCCCUCAUAGACAGGACCAUCUCUAGGGCUGCUUUGAUGAUUACAUUUGAAAAAAAGCCAAACUUGUAUAUUUUUAAGCAGAUGUAGGUGUUUGCUAAGGCUAUAAAGAUGUUUUACCAUUGGUUGAAAUUUAGCUAAAAUCUGUAAAAUUGACUUUAUAGUGAUUAUUUAAGAUGAUAGACUGACAAGCUGUAUAUGUGUAUGGCAGUGAAGGACCAUAGAGAGGGAUACGUGCCGCUCUUUCCAGCUCCAGGGUGCACUAUGUAUAUAUCUUGUGCAAAACUGCGCCUGGGCUAUAGAGGCGAGCAUACCUGAGAAGAUACUGUAUGUACUAAGCCCUCUGAUCUCUAUCCCUGGAGACCAUUUCUUAUUAUCACUGUCCGGUCCUGAGGUCUCCACAUACAGAUCUUGUGUGUAUAUAAGGUUGCUUUUAUUUUAUGUGCUCCUAUCUGGGGCUCCUCCACCUCAGAUGAAGACAUUAUUUGGGGACUUUCUUUUAAUGAAGAUAUUGCAGAGACAGAAGCAGGAAAGGUGCUUCCAGUGCACAGAGAGAACAUACAGAUCAUCAUUCUUACUAAAGUGGAGUGACAAAGCCGGCCUGACCGCCAUUGGUAGAAGGGAUGUUUGUAGGAAGACCUGGGGUGACAGAUCUAGCCUGACCGCCAUUGGUAGACAGGAUGUUUGUAGGACGGCCUGGGGUGACAGAUCUAGCCUGACCGCCAUUGGUAGACGGGAUGUUUGUAGGAAGGCCUGGGGUGACAGAUCUAGCCUGAACGUCAUUGGUAGACGGGAUGUUUGUAGGAAGACCUGGGGUGACAAAUCUAGCCUGACCGCCAUUGGUAGACGGGAGGUUUGUAGGAAGGCCUGGGGUGACAGAUCUAGCCUGACCACCAUUGGUAGACGGGAGGUUUGUAGGAAGGCCUGGGGUGACAGAUCUAGCCUGACCGCCAUUGGUAGACGGGAGGUUUGUAGGAAGGCCUGGGGUGACAGAUCUAGCCUGACCGCCAUUGGUAGACGGGAGGUUUGUAGGAAGGCCUGGGGUGACAGAUCUAGCCUGACCGCCAUUGGUAGACGGGAUGUUUGUAGGAAGGCCUGGGGUGACAGAUCUAGCCUGACCGCCAUUGGUAGACGGGAUGUUUGUAGGAAGACUUGGGGUGACAGAUCUAGCCUGACCGCCAUUCGUAGACGGGAGGUUUGUAGGAAGACCUGGGGUGACAGAUCUAGCCUGACCACCAUUGGUAGACGGGAUGUUUGUAGGAAGACCUGGGGUGACAGAUCUAGCCUGACCACCAUUGGUAGACGGGAUGUUUGUAGGAAGGCCUGGGGUGACAGAUCUAGCCUGACCGCCAUUGGUAGACGGGAUGUUUGUAGGAAGACUUGGGGCGACAGAUCUAGCCUGACCGCCAUUGGUAGACGGGAGGUUUGUAGGAAGGCCUGGGGUGACAGAUCUAGCCUGACCACCAUUGGUAGACGGGAUGUUUGUAGGAAGACCUGGGGUGACAGAUCUAGCCUGACCGCCAUUGGUAGACGGGAGGUUUGUAGGAAGGCCUGGGGUGACAGAUCUAGCCUGACCGCCAUUGGUAGACGGGAGGUUUGUAGGAAGGCCUGGGGUGACAGAUCUAGCCUGACCGCCAUUGGUAGACGGGAUGUUUGUAGGAAGGCCUGGGGUGACAGAUCUAGCCUGACCGCCAUUGGUAGACGGGAUGUUUGUAGGAAGACUUGGGGUGACAGAUCUAGCCUGACCGCCAUUCGUAGACGGGAGGUUUGUAGGAAGACCUGGGGUGACAGAUCUAGCCUGACCACCAUUGGUAGACGGGAUGUUUGUAGGAAGACCUGGGGUGACAGAUCUAGCCUGACCACCAUUGGUAGACGGGAUGUUUGUAGGAAGGCCUGGGGUGACAGAUCUAGCCUGACCGCCAUUGGUAGACGGGAUGUUUGUAGGAAGACUUGGGGCGACAGAUCUAGCCUGACCGCCAUUGGUAGACGGGAGGUUUGUAGGAAGGCCUGGGGUGACAGAUCUAGCCUGACCACCAUUGGUAGACGGGAUGUUUGUAGGAAGACCUGGGGUGACAGAUCUAGCCUGACCGCCAUUGGUAGACGGGAGGUUUGUAGGAAGACCUGGGGUGACAGAUCUAGCCUGACCGCCAUUGGUAGACGGGAGGUUUGUAGGAAGACUUGGGGUGACAGAUCUAGUCUGACCGCCAUUGGUAGACGGGAGGUUUGUAGGAAGACUUGGGGUGACAGAUCUAGCCUGACCGCCAUUGGUAGACGGGAUGUUUGUAGGAAGACCUGGGGUGACAGAUCUAGCCUGACCGCCAUUGGUAGACGGGAGGUUUGUAGGAAGACCUGGGGUGACAGAUCUAUCCUGACCGCCAUUGGUAGACGGGAGGUUUGUAGGAAGACCUGGGGUGACAGAUCUAGCCUGACCGCCAUUGGUAGACGGGAGGUUUGUAGGAAGACCUGGGGUGACAGAUCUAGCCUGACCGCCCAUUGGUAGACAGGAUGUUUGUAGGAAGGCCUGGGGUGACAGAUCUAGCCUGACCGCCAUUGGUAGACAGGAGG